AUGGAAAUUGUAACACGAAUUGUCGGCAAUCUUGCUGGACUAUGGAGGAAUCGCCGGCGAGCACAACAUGAAACUGAAAAUCUGCACAAUCGCACUAAUUCGAACAAUGGAAAACUCACCGAAGCUCAGAUUACAAAAUACCUUCAGCAAAACCCUGAGUUUCUGGAUGCGUUUAUUAUGGAUGAAAUUCAAUUGGAGCGAGUUGAAAGAUGGAUGAUACGAAAAACUCAACGAAUUCGGAAAAUUCCUCAACAGACAGGAAAAAACGGGCGAAAAACUAGCCUGAGUCGCUGGAAAUUUUGCGUGCAUGCUGACAAACGACAAAUGCUUCAAGAUCUAAUAAAUUCUUUGCAACUUAAGCCCACAAAAAUGCACGUAUUAUGGGAGCUAGCUUCUUGUAUAUGCUCUGCGGUGAACGCUGAUGGGUUUCGUCUUUAUCUAACAGACACAGAAGCAGAAUCUCUACAUCUUUGUCUAAGUAACAAUUUUAUUGAUGAAAAUGGUGAUCCAAAACCGCUGCGAAUGAAGUCAGACGCAGCCAUUCCAAACUAUGUAGCGAGAAAUAGAGAGCCAAUUCGCUUCUCUAAGGGAGACUGUGAUCAUCGAUUUGAACAAACGAUUCUAGAUAAGGGCGAAAUGGCACAUGUAAUGUGUCAACCUAUUGUUUAUCCUGAUGGAUCAUUAGUUGCAGUUCUUGAGUUGUGGCGUCGUGACUGCGGUUCUCCUUUUUACGAGGAGGAUGAAGAAAUAGGAUGCAGUUAUCUUGUCUGGGGUGGCAUUGCUAUACAUUACGCUCAUUUAAAUUUACUUGGAUUAAAGCAGCGAAAACUCAACGACUUUCUUUUAGCGGUUGUCAAGUCAAUUUUCCAAGAUAUGGUGAGCAUGGACAUGCUGGUUUCAAAAAUAAUGAACUUUGCUCAGAGACUAGUGGAUGCAGAUCGCGCAUCCCUGUUUCUUGUAGAUCAAAAAAAUAAGGAGCUAUAUGCCACAAUUUUCGACGUUGGCUGUGAAGAUAAAAUUCCGAAUGGAGAAAAUGGCAAUGAAAACAGCACAGUACCAAAGGAGAUCCGGUUUCCUAUAGGAACAGGCAUAGCUGGACAGGUUGCCAUGACGGGAGAAAUUUUAAAUAUUAUUGAUGCCUAUGCUGAUUCGAGAUUCAAUCGAUCUAUCGAUCAAUUAACAGGCUAUAAAACGGAAUCAAUUUUGUGCAUGCCUAUCUUCAUACGAGGGACUGUUAUCGGAGUUGUGCAAAUGAUCAACAAGCGUACAGGCUAUUUUAAUAAGGAAGAUGAAGAAGCAUUUGAAAUGUUUGCAGUCUACUGCGGAUUAGCUUUACAUCAUGCAAAACUAUUUGACAAAAUCCGGCGCUCAGAACAAAAAUAUCGUGUUGCUUUGGAAGUACUAAGUUAUCAUAACACUUGCUCAGAACAAGACGUAGACCAAUGUCUUACAGUUGGUAUUCCUAAAAGAAUACCUGGCAUCGAUUCAUAUGCCUUUAGUCCAUUUGAAAUUAAUGACUUUCAGAAGGCUUUAUAUAGUGUUUAUAUGUUUAAAGAUUUAUUCGGCUUAAGCCGAUUCGACAAGACUAAUUUGAUACGAUUUACACUAACUGUUAAAAAAAACUAUCGGCGAGUACCAUACCAUAACUGGACACAUGGGUUUUCGGUGGCGAACACUAUGUAUAGUAUUAUAAAAAAUUGCGGAUCCAUUUUUCGACCAAACGAGUGUUUGGCACUCUUUAUUGGCUCCUUAUGUCAUGAUCUUGAUCAUCGCGGAAAAAACAAUAAAUUCAUGCUGGAUACCGAGUCUCCAUUGGCCGCUAUUUAUAGUACGUCUACAAUGGAACACCAUCAUUUCAAUCAGACCGUCACUAUCUUACAACAAGAAGGUCAUAACAUCUUUAGUAAACUUAGCAGCACCGAGUACAAACAAGUUUUAAGUCUUAUCAAGCACUGUAUUCUUGCUACCGACUUGGCACUAUUUUUCCCAAAUAAAGAGAAGCUUAAUGCGUUAGUGGAUAAUGAGACAUUCUCAUGGACUAUCUCAGAACAUCGUAUGCUCAUUCAGGCAAUUGCAAUGACCGGAGCUGACUUGUCUGCCUCUGCUAAACCUUGGGAAGUUCAAACAGAAACAGUUAAGGUCAUAUUCGCCGAAUUUUACGAUCAAGGUGACGAAGAAAAGAAAGCAGGUCGCAAACCAAUCCCUAUGAUGGAUCGUGAUAAGCCAGGAGAGCAAGCGGCGUCUCAGUUAGGUUUUCUAACUGGAAUAUGUAUUCCGUGCUACACACUUCUCCAUAGAUUGAUUCCGGAAACACAACCAAUGCUAACCAUGUGCAAUGAAAACUUGGCAAAGUGGCAGGAUAUUGCCAAAGGAAUACGAAAAUUCGACCAAUGA
Sabethes cyaneus is the source of this 2394-nucleotide messenger RNA. Its product is annotated as probable 3',5'-cyclic phosphodiesterase pde-5. NCBI's taxonomy places the organism in Eukaryota, Metazoa, Arthropoda, Insecta, Diptera, Culicidae. Gene Ontology annotation, molecular function: protein binding; 3',5'-cGMP-stimulated cyclic-nucleotide phosphodiesterase activity. The record is from RefSeq and is a predicted model, not a curated record. The transcript has 7 exons. The coding region runs from base 1 to 2394 and encodes 797 amino acids. Gene Ontology annotation, biological process: negative regulation of receptor guanylyl cyclase signaling pathway; signal transduction.